Exophiala aquamarina CBS 119918 is the source of this 213-nucleotide messenger RNA. RefSeq lists its product as uncharacterized. The transcript has a single exon. The coding region runs from base 1 to 213 and encodes 70 amino acids. The record is from RefSeq and is a predicted model, not a curated record. Lineage: Eukaryota; Fungi; Ascomycota; Eurotiomycetes; Chaetothyriales; Herpotrichiellaceae.
AUGACCGUAUUUGUGAGUUCUGCCAGGAUCGUGGAAGAGCAGUUCUUUGCCCAACCAAGCUUGAAGAAAGACACCUUCAACGCAGCUGAGGAUGGUCCAUUGAUGAAUCCUGCUCAUGGACUUGUGGGGACUCUGGCAGAGAAUCGACGGGAGGCGGACGCCUUCCUCGAAUGGUUGCAAUCUGAUGAGGGAGGCCAGAAGAUCAUCCGAUAA